Neocloeon triangulifer is the source of this 2801-nucleotide messenger RNA. RefSeq names its product lysocardiolipin acyltransferase 1-like. Bases 100 to 1290 code for a protein of 396 amino acids. Gene Ontology annotation, cellular component: endomembrane system. NCBI's taxonomy places the organism in Eukaryota, Metazoa, Arthropoda, Insecta, Ephemeroptera, Baetidae. The record is from RefSeq and is a predicted model, not a curated record. The transcript has 8 exons. Gene Ontology annotation, molecular function: acyltransferase activity.
AGUCUCUGAUGUGCUUUGGCACUGCGCGAAGGCUACGCUUGCUUUUUUCCUUUAAGACCUGGCGGUACUUGUGCAACUUGCGCCGCUUAUUGGUGCCCAAUGGCAAGUCCAGCUAGAACAGCAAUACAUCCAUCAAAACGGAUGAGAGCCGGCCCAAGAGCAGGUGGCGCGCUCGGGUACUUGCGGGGCGUCACCUUCUGCCUGCUGUGGUACCUCAGCAUCUUGGCUGGAUUUUAUUUGCUCUACUGCCCAUUAUUGCCGCUACUGGUUUUAUCUCCGCGACACUACAGAGCUUUUACCGAAAUCAUUUUCGGUGCUUGGGAAACCUACCCAACGGCUCUGAUGGAAAUUAUGAUGGGCACCAGGAUAGUGGUCGUAGGCGACAAAGUAGACCCCGAGGACCGGGCCCUAAUUGUGAUGAACCACCGGACCCGGUUGGACUGGAACUACCUGUGGGCAGCCAUGUUUCACGGCUCCAGUCCGCCAUCCCACCGACUCAAAUUCGUGCUAAAAAGUGCUGUGCGGCAUUUUCCAGGGCCAGGCUGGGUCAUGCAAAUGACUUGCUUCCUUUACAUCCACCGUUCGUGGGAAAUGGAUCAGAAGUUAAUGAACAAAGUGCUGGACUACUUUAAAGACAUUGGCCACACAUGCCAGCUUUUGAUUUUCCCCGAGGGCACCGAUUUGACUCGCCAAAGCAAAGCGAGUAGCGACAGGUAUGCAGACAAGCACAACCUCCCAAAAUAUGAGAAGGUUCUUCAUCCAAAGACCACGGGUUUCGCAUUUCUCGGCCAGCGAUUGCGAGGCGAUGGCCAGUUGGAUGCCGUCUACGACUUGACGAUCGCAUAUCCGAAAACGGUGCCCCAAACCGAGAAGGACAUGUUGAAGGGCAUUUUCCCAGAAGAGGUUCAUUUUAAAAUUAAAAGACACCCGAUCGACUCGCUACCUCUCGACGAAGUUGGCUACAGACAAUGGCUGUGCCAGGUGUGGAAAGACAAGGAGGAGAGCCUCAAAGAGUUCCACAAAACGCAAAGUUUUCCGCAGGAUUGCCCGCGAAUCCAUGACAGGCCGGCGGGAGCAAAGACUGUGAAUUCUUUGCACUUGUCCUUCUUGGCAUGGACGUCGCUCACUCUGUUCUCCGUUUACGCCAUCUUCAACUUGUGGUGGUUCCAAAUGUGGGUUUUGGCCACCAGCAGCCUUUUCAUACUCUGCUCCUUCGUUGGUGACGGAUUCCAGCAUUUGGAGAUCGCCUUGCACUACGCUCGAAAGCACCACGAAAAGAAAUGUAAUUGAUGUUCCCGCAAGUUAUUGCGAUUUGAUUUUUCAAAUUCAGCAAAAUUUCUAGUCACUCAUGUUGUGUUAGCAAGAUCUGCGCCACUUUGGAUUUUUGAUGCUUUUUAAUUAUUCCUUCGUAAAGGAUGUUUUUGUACACCCUGAGGGUUCACGUGGUAUUUGUUAAAACAUUUUUUGCUGUCUAUGACUAUAAUUUUAGAUAUUAUAUUGAAAUUCUAAAUUGAUCCUCACAUCAACAAAGCAAAGUGAUCAAUUUUUUAAUAAUUAUUGAGUUAUGUGCAUACUUAUUUAGCGUGUAGAAGAGCAAUAAUUAUGUUAUUAUCUAGUUGGACUCUUCAUUUUUCAGCAUCUGAAAGUUUAAUAUAAAAUUAGUCUUUCCCAAUCUAGUACAAAGAUCUCAAUCAAGUCAAAGGCAAAAAAUUAAAUAGCGGUAAAACAUUAUUCCUUUUUCUUAGAAAUUUCAAGUUUUGUGUUAUCCAUGAGUUUGUGAUUAGCAAGAAAAGUUAUUGCAUUGUUUAUCCAGUUAGAAACAUUCCAAUUUGGAAUUAAACCCAUAAAAUUAUGAAGGGAAGAAAGGCUAAUGUUUUCAGAGAAAUAUACUUCCCUAUUGAGUACCGCUAUCAUCCAAUGAUAUGUGACUGCAAACGUCAAUUCUUAUUCAUGACCCGGUAAAUUAAAAUGUCCUCAAUUUCCAAUGCAAAAACAAACGGUGUUCUCUUUGAUGUCAUUUUAACAUAAUAUGUAAUUUACAGAACUUGCUGCCCUUGAACCAAGUAAUUCGUUAAAUUUAGAGUAAUUAGCUAAUAGUUAUAUGUAGUAAAAAGUUAAAGUUCGAUCAUUAAAAGAUGUUCAUGAAAAAGUUUAGGAAAAUCCAACGUUUUCCGCAAUCUGUGAUAAAACCACAGUUGCUGGCCUACGAUUACUAUAUUCUCUUAUUGUGAAUGUAAUAAUUAUGUCAAAGAAAUUUUUAACUUAAAUGACUCAACGUGAGAUCACCAGCAUAUUUGCUCUGUGUAUUAUACUCAUUUAAAAAAAAAUGGUAAUAUUUUUCUUCUUAUUAAUCAUUUUUAAAUAAUAUUGUAUCAAAAAAUUCUAAAAUGUGUAAUUUUGAUAUUUUUGGAUUACGAAAAGAAUAUAAAUUCGCGAAAGCUUAACUCCUAAAAGGCUAAAAGUUAUAUAUCUGAUUUACUUUUUAUCUCAAAUUAAUGCAAAAAUGUCAUAUGAUUUUUAAUUGUAAAACUGUAAUACUUUUGAUAUAAUUGAAAAGAUAUAAUGAUGAUAAUGUGAUGAAUCAAACUUGAAAAAAUAGUGGUACCAAUGCUAUAAAGUGGGUGCCAAUUACUGAUGUCUAAACAAUACGUUUUUAUUUGGAAAGAAGGACCUAAACUUCAGCAAAAUCUAAUAAAAGUAUUGAUAGAAUAUGAAAUUUUGCAAACAUUUGUUCAUCUACAAUAGAAUGUAAAAUAAAAAUUUAUCAACUUUGAAUAAAUUUAAAAAAAUGAAGCAAAAUG